Molecule: messenger RNA, 1744 nt
Organism: Drosophila sechellia
Lineage: Eukaryota; Metazoa; Arthropoda; Insecta; Diptera; Drosophilidae
Product: RING-type E3 ubiquitin-protein ligase PPIL2
Exons: 3
Coding region: 83-1690 (535 amino acids)
Biological process (GO): protein folding; protein polyubiquitination; protein peptidyl-prolyl isomerization
Cellular component (GO): catalytic step 2 spliceosome
Molecular function (GO): peptidyl-prolyl cis-trans isomerase activity; ubiquitin protein ligase activity
Source: RefSeq, a predicted model, not a curated record
CAGUUCCCUACCGCAUUUGUAAACAAACUAUUUGUAGCUCUUACUUUAUUGCAAAUUAAAUUAAAAAAAAAAAACAGUCAAGAUGGGUAAAAGGCAGCAUCAAAAGGAUAAAAUGUACCUCACGUACACGGAGUGGAGUGAGCUGUAUGGCGGUAAAAAAGUGGAAUCCUUGGAGAACGACCAUGUCAAGUUCAAGCGGCUGCCAUUCGAGCACUGCUGCAUUACGAUGGCGCCAUACGAGAUGCCCUACUGCGAUCUACAGGGCAAUGUGUUCGAGUACGAGGCCAUUCUUAAGUUUCUCAAGACCUUUAAGGUGAACCCCAUCACCGGGCAGAAGAUGGACUCCAAGUCAUUGGUAAAGCUGAAUUUCCACAGGAAUGCCAACGAUGAGUACCACUGCCCCGCCUUGUUCAAGCCCUUCAGCAAGAAUUCGCACAUUGUGGCGGUGGCCACAACUGGAAAUGUAUACUGCUGGGAGGCAAUCGACCAGCUGAACAUCAAGACAAAGAACUGGAAAGAUCUGGUGGAUGACACGCCAUUCCAGCGUAAGGACAUCAUCACCAUACAAGACCCUCAGAAGCUGGAAAAGUACGACAUCUCGACCUUCCAUCACAUUAAGAAGAACCUACGAGUUCUGACGGAAGAAGAGCAGCAAGAGAGAAAGAAUCCAGCCAGCGGGCGCAUUAAGACUAUGAAUCUGGAGACCAAGGAGACGCUGGAACAGCUGCAGCAGGACUAUCAGCCAGCGGAAGAGGAGGCCUCCACUUCGAAGCGUACAGCCGACAAGUUCAACGCAGCUCACUAUUCAACUGGAGCGGUGGCGGCCAGUUUUACGUCUACCGCCAUGGUGCCCGUUUCCCAAAUAGAGGCGGCAAUCAUAGAUGAUGAUUUGGUCAAGUACGAGCGGGUAAAAAAGAAGGGCUACGUUCGUUUAAAUACGAACCUUGGCCCUCUCAACCUGGAGCUAUUCUGCGAUCAAACUCCUCGAGCCUGCGAUAACUUCAUCAAACAUUGUGCCAAUGGUUACUACAAUAAUGUUAUGUUUCACCGGUCCAUAAGGAAUUUUAUUGUGAGUACGAUCUCUGUUGAGGAAAACCUUAAUUUAUUAUGGUUUUUGCUGCAGGUGCAAGGAGGUGAUCCCACUGGAAGUGGUUCUGGUGGCGAGUCCAUUUGGGGCAAGAAGUUUGAGGACGAGUUUAAGCCAAAUCUUACGCACACGGGCCGAGGAGUGCUAUCCAUGGCCAAUUCGGGACCAAAUACCAACGGCUCUCAGUUCUUUAUCACCUACCGCUCUUGCAAACAUCUCGACGGCAAACACACCAUCUUCGGAAAGCUUGUCGGUGGAUUAGACACUCUUCAAAAAAUGGAGAACAUCGAGGUGGAUAACAAGGACAGACCAAUUGAGGACAUCAUCAUUGAGUCCUCACAGGUAUUUGUGAAUCCAUUUGCUGAGGCAGCUGAACAGUUGGCCAAGGAGCGCGAGGAGGAGGCGGCCGGCAAGGAGGAGAUUGUCAAGAAGGAGGAGCAGCAAAAGCGAAUGAAGGAGCCACUGAAGGUGUACAGAGAGGGCGUGGGCAAGUACCUGAAACUUCAGACAGUGGCUAAAAAGCCAGAGGCGCCACUUACAUCCGCUCAAGGAGCCAAGAAGAAGAAACUGGCGAAUGGUUUUGGAGAUUUCUCCAGUUGGUAAACCCUUGUUCUCCAAAAAUAAAAGUUUAAAAGACAGUUUUAGAAGUAAAAGUAA